ACUUCGGAGGCAGACGCGGAAGUGCGGGGAGGCCCGGGGCUGAGGUCGGUUGCCGGACUUCUGGCCCGGCCGUCCGCCUUCGGAACGUUCUGGAAGGAUAGAUUCCUAAGAGCCGGAUCCCGGCAGCCCAGACGAGACGAAGCCGGCGCUCUUCGGCCUAGGAGCCGAUGCCGGCCGCGCCCUGGAGGCCCCGUAGCGGGGCCGGACCAUGAGCCUGCUGGGCGGCCCGGCCUCCUCGCCGCGGGGCCCGCUGCAGUCCGGCAAGGCCAGGAUGAAAAAGCUCCCGAAGAAGAGCCAGAACGAGAAGUACCGGCUCAAGUACCUGCGGCUGCGCAAAGCGGCCAAAGCCACCGUGUUUGAAAAUGCUGCUAUUUGUGAUGAAAUUGCUCGUCUGGAGGAAAAAUUUCUUAAAGCAAAAGAAGAAAGACGGUAUUUGCUAAAGAAGCUCCUCCAGCUUCAGGCCCUAACAGAAGGGGAGGUACAGACUGCAGCUCCUGCCCACAGCUCUAGUUUGCCCUUGACUUAUGGUGUGGCCAGCUCUGUGGGAGCUAUCCAGGGAGCUGGGUCCAUUUCUGGGCCCAGCACUGGGGCUGAGGAACCAUUUGGGAAGAAAUCCAAGAAGGAGAAAAAAGAAAAAGGCAAAGAGAACAACAAACUGGAAGUUCUGAAGAAAACAUCCAAGAAAAAGAAAAUGGAGGGAGGUGCUCGCAAGCUGGUUCAGCCCAUUGCCCUGGAUCCCUCAGGACGGCCUGUGUUCCCCAUCGGACUGGGGGGUCUAACAGUAUAUAGCCUGGGGGAGAUCAUCACCGACCGACCUGGCUUCCAUGAUGAGCGCGCCAUCUACCCCGUGGGCUACUGCAGUACUCGAAUAUAUGCCAGUGUCAAGUGCCCAGACCGGAAGUGUCUGUAUACCUGCCAGAUCAAGGAUGGUGGCAUGCAGCCUCAGUUUGAAAUUGUUCCUGAAGAUGACCCCCAGAACGCCAUUGUCACCUCUUCUGCAGACGCCUGUCACGCAGAACUGCUCAAGACCAUAAGUGCUGCUAUGGGGAAACUAAUGCCCAACCUGCUUCCAUCUGGAGCUGACUUUUUUGGGUUUUCUCAUCCAACUAUUCACAACCUGAUCCAGAGUUGUCCAGGAGCUCGAAAAUGCGUCAAUUACCAGUGGGUGAAAUUUGAUGUAUGGAAACCCGGAGACGGGCAGCCGCCCCAAGGACUGCCAGAGAAUGAUGCAACUGUAAGCUUCGAAGCCUUUCAGAGACAGGCCUUUGGUGAAGAUCAUAGUGAUCCCAUUCUGCAAGGAUCCUUGGACCUUCCAGAGCUUCAGCCCACACCCUUCGUGUCUUCUUACGAACCUGUGUUCCUGACACACGAACCCCUGGUGGACACUCACCUGCAGCACCUGAAGUCUCUGUCACAGUGUAGCCCGACUCCGUCUUCAGAUUGAGCAGGAGGGGGUUGCAUAGCAUGUCAUUUAAAGUAAAACUCCAGGUAUGGAAGAAGACAGCACUUCAGGAGCGAAGGAGAUACCAACACAUUUUGUCACGGAGGCUCCUGUGGUGACAGUGUUCCCUGGGAAAAACUUCAGCUGCUUUAUUUUUAGCAAUAAAUUUCUCUUUACAAAUCUGCUUAUUUUCAUCUUGUUGUAAUCAGGAUUUUUUUUUCCUUUUUUUUUUUUU
Messenger RNA from Neomonachus schauinslandi (Hawaiian monk seal), 1676 nucleotides. It is a transcript of the gene FYRD1, whose product is annotated as transforming growth factor beta regulator 1. The transcript has 9 exons. The record is from RefSeq and is a predicted model, not a curated record. Gene Ontology annotation, biological process: regulation of cell cycle. Gene Ontology annotation, cellular component: nucleus. Lineage: Eukaryota; Metazoa; Chordata; Mammalia; Carnivora; Phocidae. The coding region runs from base 209 to 1444 and encodes 411 amino acids.